AUGCCGAAAAAGGGCGGAAAGAAGGAGGCGGGAGGAGGCGAGGAGCCGAAUCCAUUCGCGGAUGUGCUAGCUCAACCAGAAAAGGUCCUAGAGUUCGUCACAAUCAAGGAGAAGCUAGACAAGUCCAUCAAAGCUCAGCAGGACCUCCAGGAGGAGAACAAGAAGCUCAAGGAAGAGCUCCAGCUCCAGCAGCUCGAGCAGCGCGACCUGUACACCUUCCUGAACAAAGAGAUCGUGACCAAGAGCUCAACGAUAGCAAAGCUCGAGGCGCAGGUGAAGGACUUGGAAACCCAGCUACAGAGCGAUCAGGCAGUGGUGGAGGAGAAGCACAACGAGGAGAAGGAGCUGGCGAAGGAGAUCACGGCGAAGUUGGCCAAGGAGGUGGGGAGAUAUGAGAAGGAGCUAUCGGAUCUCAACGUGUUCAUUGAGAAGAAGCACCACAUCGAAAAGGAGCUCGAAAACGCCCAGAACGACCUCGCACGUGAGAAGAAGAAGCAUGAGCAAGUGGUGGCGGAGCUCGAGAGGAAGACUGUGCAAGAGAAGGCGGCCCUUCGAAGGGAGAUGGAGCUCAAGAUCGAGGAAGUUAAGGCGACCUUCACGAAACUGACUGACAACCAGCUCAAGUCCAGAACGAAGCAAACGAUGCAGGAGAACGAGAAAAUUUCGGCCGAGCUGGUGUACCAGAACAAAGAGUCUCAGAAGAUCUUACAGAAGAACAUCAAGUUCGAGGAAGAGAACCGUAUGCUCCGGCGAGAUCUCGAGCUCCACAAGCAGACUGAGGCAGAGCUGGUGAAGAGGAACCAUGCGUACAUGAAGACCAUCAAGACUUUGCUGGGCAAGGUCAAGACCUUGGAAGGAGCGAGACAAGAGAACGAGAAGGAGAGCAAGGCGAGAGUCGACGACGCUGAGGGCAAGUGCAGGGAGCAAGUGAGCGGCUUGCAGAGGGAUUUUGAGGAGGUCAAGAGGGAGCUGGAGGAGACGAAAAGGGAGCUGGAGGCCAAGACGGUUGAGCUCUUCCGCAUCGAGACGCUUCAAGACGAACUUGUGGAAUUCCUCGCGAAGGCUGCGAACGAGAUCAAAGAGCAGUACAUCGAAACACGAGGAGAGGAUGCCUGGCUGGAAGAGAGCAGUCUGCCCGAGCUUGCUGAGUCUGGUUGGAGGCCUGAGGACGCUCUUCCACCGCGUCUCGAUGAGCUGAACCUCAUCGAGCGCGAGCGCGUCCUCCGAUUCCUCAUCCAGCGAGUUCACGAGCAGCAGGCGAGUGGGCACGAGUGA
Guillardia theta CCMP2712 is the source of this 1275-nucleotide messenger RNA. RefSeq lists its product as hypothetical. The transcript is spliced from 5 exons. Lineage: Eukaryota; Cryptophyceae; Pyrenomonadales; Geminigeraceae. The coding region runs from base 1 to 1275 and encodes 424 amino acids. Gene Ontology annotation, cellular component: ciliary basal body; cilium. The record is from RefSeq and is a predicted model, not a curated record. Gene Ontology annotation, molecular function: microtubule binding.